This is a messenger RNA of Thermothelomyces thermophilus ATCC 42464, 2450 nucleotides long. RefSeq lists its product as uncharacterized. The record is from RefSeq and is a predicted model, not a curated record. Gene Ontology annotation, cellular component: nucleus. Lineage: Eukaryota; Fungi; Ascomycota; Sordariomycetes; Sordariales; Chaetomiaceae. Gene Ontology annotation, molecular function: DNA binding. The transcript has 4 exons. Bases 218 to 2062 code for a protein of 614 amino acids. Gene Ontology annotation, biological process: DNA recombination; DNA repair; DNA replication.
GUGACAAGCACAGUGCAAUACCUACCCCUAGUACCGUACGUGCCUGUAGUGGGCCCAUUAAACUCGUGCCCCUCCACGCGUUCUGCGCGCGUGCCCAACGCGGACCCCUCUGUGACUCUGCAUCAGCGCACCGCUCAAACAAACCGACUUCUGCCUUCGUCUGGAACCAGAUCUAUUCAGUCCCCACACAUACUGAAGCAUCGACAAUCGAUACACGAUGGCAGAAGCAGAAAUCACCCAAGGCGCGAUAGAGGCCAUUUUCUGCGACCGCGAGCGUGCUGCUGUCCAGUUCCCCGUCCCGGUGCUGCAAUGUCUUCAUAUCAAGUUUCUCGAGAAUAAGAACCCCGGAGUCCCUGGGCCCGAGAGGUACCGCAUCGUCCUCAGCGACAUCCGCAACUACGUGCAGUGCAUGCUGGCCACUCAGGCGAACCGUGUGGUGCACGACGGCCUGCUGCAAAAAGGCUCCAUCGUCCGUGUGAAGCAAUACCAAGCCCAGUCCGUCAAGGGAAAGAGUAUUUUGAUCAUCCUCGACCUCGAUGUCAUGACGCAUCUCGGCACGCCGGACAAGAUCGGUGACCCCAAGCUCAUGGAAGCCGCACCGAGCGAGCAGCAGCAGAAUACCACGAUUGGUGGUGCCGGUUUCUACGGCGGCGCCAAGAGCGAGCCGGCAGCAGUUCACGAGACGAAGCCGCAGGUUCAGCGGCAAGUCGCAUCCCGCACGGGAGGCGGUGGCGGCAGCGGCGGGCACGCGGCGAGCACGAUAUACCCGAUCGAGGCCAUCUCGCCGUACGCUAAUAAGUGGACCAUCAAGGUCCGCGUCACGAGCAAGUCGGACAUCAGGACGUGGCACAAGACCCACAGCGAGGGCAAGCUCUUCAGCGUUAACCUGCUGGACGAGAGCGGCGAGAUCAGGGCGACGGCCUUCAACCAGGAGGUUGACCAGUUCUACGACCUGCUGCAGGAGGGCUCGGUCUACUACAUCUCGACGCCCUGCAAGGUGCAGCUGGCCAAGAAGCAGUUCAGCAAUCUCGCCAACGACUACGAGCUGAUGCUGGAGAGCGGCACGGUCAUCGAGAGGGCCGACGACCAGAGCUCGGUACCACAAGUGCGCUUCAACUUCUGCACCAUCCAGGAGCUGCAAGGGGUCGAGAAGGACGCGACCGUCGACGUCAUUGGCGUGCUCAAGGAGGUCAACGAGCUGGAGCAAAUCACGUCCAAGACGACGCAAAAGCCCUACGACAAGCGCGAGCUGACACUCGUCGACGACACGGGCUACUCGGUGAGGGUGACGAUAUGGGGCAAGACGGCCAGGGAGUUUGAUGCGAGCCCGGAAUCCGUCAUCGCCUGCAAGGGCACGAGGGUCAGUGACUUUGGCGGGCGCAGUUUGUCACUCCUGUCGUCGGGCACGAUGGCGAUCGACCCGGACAUUCCCGAAGCCCACAAGCUCAAGGGCUGGUACGAAGCGCAGGGGAGGAACAACACGUUUGCGACGCACAGCAACCUCUCAUCGGUCGGCGCUGCCACCGGCCGCAAGGACGACGCCAAGUGGAUCGCCCAGAUCAAGAAUGAGAACCUCGGGGUGGACAAGACCGACUACUUUACGGUCAAGGGCACCAUCGUGCACAUGAGGCAGGAGAACUUUGCCUACCCGGCUUGUCCGUCGGAAAGCUGCAACAAGAAGGUGACCGACAUGGGCGACGGCACGUGGCGGUGCGAAAAGUGCAACAUCACCCACGACCGGCCGCAGUACCGCUACAUCAUGAGCGUCUGCAUUAGCGACCACACGGGCAAUGUCUGGAUCAGCUGCUUCGACGAGCAGGCCCGCCUCAUUAUGGGCAAGACCGCCGACGAGAUGAUGGAGUUGCGUGAGCAGGACCAGGCCGCCUUUGAGGCCGCCUUUGACGCGGCAAACUGCAGGAAGAUGUCGUUCCGGUGCCGCGCCAAGAUGGAAACUUUUGCUGAGCAGCCGAGAGUUCGUAUUAGUGUCUGGAACGCUGCGCCGCUGGAUUACAAAUCGGAAGCUCACAGGUUGGCGGAGCUGAUCAAGGAGAUGAGCGUGUAAGGCUGGAAGGGAUAGAGGAAGAGAGAAGGUUGCCGUUGGAGAAUGCUUGCGACGAUGGGAAGGGCCGCAAGCCGCGGGAUGCACAUAUGGGUCAUUGCUUUGUAUCAUGAAUAGUUGAUCCGGGAUAUUGUGCCACGAAAGUGACUCCCAGUGAAUGGAGGGGGGGGGAGUUGCCCUUGAAUCGAGGCCCCCAAGCGUGGCCGCACCGAGAUUGAAACGUUGAUGUCAACAAACGGACAGGGGGUCUUGCCCGCGUGCAAGCCCACACAUAAACUAUGUACGUAUGUACAUACAUACUACUCCGUAGUAGUUACCAGUGUGAGGUAUGCUGUGGGUGACACAUGCGGCAGCCCUGUGGGUGCUGCCGCUGCGGUGCAAUUGCUCGUCA